Molecule: messenger RNA, 10674 nt
Organism: Orcinus orca (killer whale)
Lineage: Eukaryota; Metazoa; Chordata; Mammalia; Artiodactyla; Delphinidae
Gene: RPRD1B
Product: regulation of nuclear pre-mRNA domain containing 1B
Exons: 7
Coding region: 285-1256 (323 amino acids)
Biological process (GO): mRNA 3'-end processing
Cellular component (GO): RNA polymerase II, holoenzyme
Molecular function (GO): RNA polymerase II C-terminal domain binding
Source: RefSeq, a predicted model, not a curated record
UGUUUUACUACACUCUGACCCCCGCCUCGGUGCCCCGCCACUCCGGCCCUUGCCCUUUGACCCUGCUCUCGCGGCGGGGUGAGAGGUCGGUGGCCAUCUUGUGGCGGCGGCGCGGGCGGCCGUUACUGCGGAGACCCAUCCCCUCCCCCUCCUGGCCCCCCGGCCGUGUGUCAGUCAUAAAGAGUCCCGCAGGCCGCCAGGUGAGGUUCCGGCCUCGUGCCGUCGCUCUCCCCGCCGCACUGGGCGGCCCAGGCCGAUCCCUGCCGGGCCUCACCGCCGCCACCAUGUCCUCCUUCUCCGAGUCGGCGCUGGAGAAGAAGCUCUCAGAGCUGAGCAACUCUCAGCAGAGCGUGCAGACCCUCUCCCUGUGGCUCAUCCACCACCGCAAGCACGCGGGACCCAUCGUCUCGGUGUGGCACCGCGAGCUCCGCAAAGCCAAAUCAAAUAGAAAGCUUACUUUUCUGUACUUGGCCAAUGAUGUCAUUCAAAACAGUAAAAGGAAAGGACCUGAAUUCACUAGAGAAUUUGAAUCUGUCCUUGUGGAUGCUUUUUCUCACGUUGCCAGAGAGGCAGAUGAAGGCUGUAAAAAACCUUUAGAAAGAUUGCUGAACAUCUGGCAAGAAAGAAGUGUGUAUGGCGGCGAGUUCAUACAGCAGCUGAAGCUGUCUAUGGAGGACUCCAAGAGCCCUCCCCCCAAAGCAACAGAGGAGAAGAAAUCUCUAAAGCGAACUUUUCAGCAAAUACAAGAGGAGGAGGAUGACGACUACCCUGGAAGCUACUCUCCCCAAGAUCCUUCUGCAGGACCCCUCUUGACUGAGGAACUAAUCAAAGCUUUGCAGGACCUGGAAAAUGCUGCAUCAGGGGAUGCUACUGUCCGACAGAAAAUUGCUUCUUUACCCCAGGAAGUGCAAGAUGUUUCUCUUUUGGAAAAAAUAACAGACAAAGAGGCAGCUGAACGUCUUUCAAAAACAGUAGAUGAAGCAUGUCUGUUACUAGCCGAAUAUAACGGGCGCCUGGCGGCAGAACUGGAAGACCGACGCCAGCUGGCUCGGAUGUUGGUGGAGUACACCCAGAACCAGAAAGAUGUUUUGUCAGAAAAGGAGAAAAAACUAGAAACAGGUGGCCAACAGACACAUGAAAAGAUGCUCAACAUCACUAAUCAUCAGGAAAAUGCAAAUCAAACCACGAUGAGAUGUUACCUCAUACCUGUCAGAAUGGCUAUCAGCAAAAAUACAAGAAAUAACAAGUACUGGUGAGGAUGUGGAGAAAAAGGGAACCCUCGUGCACUGUUGGUGGGGAUGUAAAUUGGUACAGCUGCUGUGGAAAACAGUAUGGAGAGUCUUUAAAAAAUUAAAAAUAGAACUGCCAUAUGAUCCAGCAGUUCCACUUCUGGGUAUUUUUGUGAAGAAAACAAAAACACUAAUUCUAAAAGAAACAUGUGCCCCUAUGUUCAUUGCAGCAUUAUUUACAAUAGCCAAGAUAUGGAAGCAACCGAAGUGCCCAUCAACAGAUGAAUGGAUAAAGAAGAUGUGGUGUAUAUAUACACAAUGGAAUAUUACUCAGCUAUAAAAACGAAUGAAAUCUUGCCAUUUGUGACAACAUGGGUGGACCUAGAGGGUAUUAUGCUAAGUGAAGUCAGAGAAAGACAAAUACCAUAUGAUCUCACUAUACGUGGAAUCUAAAAAACAAACUGAACAAACAAAACAGAAACAGACUCAUAGAUACAGAGGUCAAACUGGUGGUUGCCAGAGGGGAUAGUGUGGAAUGAAAUAGGUGAGGGAGAUUAAGAGGUAUAAACUUCCAAUUAUAAAAUAAGUCAUGGGAUGUAAUGUUUAGCAUAGGGAAUAUAAUAUUGGAAUAACUUUGUAUGGUGACAGAUGUUAACUAGACUUCUCGUGAUCACUUUGUAAUGUAUAAAAAUAUUGAAUCACUAUAUUGUACCCCUGAAACUAAUUUAAUAUUGUUUUGAUCCCUGAAACUAAUUUAAUAUUGUAAGUCAAUUUUACUUUAAUUUUUAAAAAGAGAAAAAAAUGGAAAUGAAAGAAAAAUGUUUUCAAAGCAACAAAAGCUGAAAUAAUUCAUCACCAGUAGACCUGAACAAUAAGAAAUGGUAUCUGAAGAAGAAUGAUACCAAGAUAGAAAUCUGGAUCUACACAAAGGAAUGGAGAGCACUGAAAAUAACUCCAUGGGGAAGUAUAUAAUUUUUUUUCUUAUAAUUUAAAUGUCUUUAAAAGAUAAUCGAGGGACUUCCCUGGUGGUCAAGUGGUUAAGAGUUCGCCUUCCAAUGCAUGGGUGUGGGUUCAAUCCCUGGUCAGGGAGCUAAGAUCCCACAUGCCUUGUGGCCAAAAAACCAAAACAUAAAACAGAAGCAAUAUUGUAACAAUUUCAAUAAAGUCUUUAAAAAUAUUCCACAUCAAAAAGAAAAUCUUAAAAGAAAGAUAAUUGUUUAAACAAAAAUAAUAAUGUACUUCGAGUUUUAUAACAUACAAGAAAGCAAAAUAUAUGACAACAAAAGCAUAAAGUCAGAAGGGGGAGAAAUGGAAGUAUUAUUAUAAGGAUCUUAUAGUAUUCGUGAUGUGUUAUAAUGUCACUUGAGAGUAGAAUGUGAUAAGGUAAAAAUAUACACUAAAAAGUCUAAAACAACCAUGAAAAUAACAAACAGCUGUAGCUAAUAAGUGAACAGAGGAGAUGCAAUGAAAUCAUAAAAAUUAUUUUCAAAUAUUCCAGAAGAAGGCAGAAAAAGGAAAAAAUGAAGCAAAGAAUAGAUGAGACAUGUAGAAAACAAAUAGCAAGGUGAUAUGCUAAAAUCUGAUCAUAUCAAUAAUCACAUUAAAUGUCUAAAUACCUCAAUUAAAAGGCAGAGAUAGUAAGAAAUUUAAGGUGCAUGGUUUCAGGUGUCGGAGUCACCAAGUAAGACACAGCUCACAUAGGCACUAGAUGGAAUGAUGCUUUACUCACAGAAGAAAGCGAGACCUGCUUUAAUAGCACUGGUUCCCCAUGGUCAGCGGGUCCUGUCCUGCAGCUGACACAGGAAGAUGGUCUGCAUGUGCCCCUCAUUGUGCUGCAGGAGGAGGACCCUGUUCCCUCUCCCCAGGAACAGAUAUAAGCAGUGGGGUUGGCCAGAUGCCACUUAAGCAGAACAAAGACAUAUACAUCAAACCUGUUAGCAGGGGAAAGAUAUUUGCAAACAAGGUGAUAUGCCCAGCACUAGCUGUGAGGGCUCCUUACCUUCCUGUUAGGAAAUGUUUCAGGCCCCAGGAACACGUUCAUGCAGCUGUGCAGGAGUCAACAGGCUGUGUAUGACCACAUUUCCCAACAUAUUUACUAUCUGACCCUUUACAAAAGUCUGCCCAUCUCUGGGUUAAUGUAAUAUGUACUUCAGCCCAACAAGAGACCAUGAUGACUGCUGAAUUAUUGGGGUAUGAAUUAAUGAGGUCUCCAUGUAUUUCCUAACGUGCACUUUCAAAAUAUCAGAUGCUUAGGUUAAUUAGUUUUUGUCUCCCUGGACCAGGAACCCACUGGGUAAUUGUGGACUGUUAGAUAUGCAUGUGGGCUUAAAGCCAGGUUAGAAUGCAUUUCACUUCCCUGGGUAGGAUCUUUGUGAUGUUGCUCCCCUGGAGGAUUCCCCUUCAAUUAAAUCUGAUGAGUCCACUCGGCAUGCUCUAGGCUAGAGCAAAGAGCCCUGAACUUGGAACCCAGGUGAAGUCCCAACUCCAUCACUGCAGAAUGGAGUGACUUAAGGCAAGUCACUUCACAUCUCAGGUUGAGGCUGACUUACCCAGGAGACAAAGUAUUUCCAGAUCUCCCUAGAGAUCUUCAUCACUGUGCUUAACAUGAACAACUGCACAGAGAGGCAGCACAGGGAGGUUACGGGCACCAGCUCCAGACUCCAAUGAUCUGAGUUUGAGUCCCAGUCUCCCCACUUUUUAAAUUGUAUUCUAUUUUAUUUUAUUUAUGGCUGCGUUGGGUCUUCAUUGCUGCGCGAGGGCUUUCUCUAGUUGCGGCGAGUGGGGGCCACUCUUCGUUGCGGUGCGCAGGCUUCUCAUUGCGGUGGCUUCUCGUUGUGGAGCACGGGCUUGAGGCGUGCGGGCUCUGUAGUUGUGGGUCGUGGGCUCUAGAGCACAGGCUCAGUAGUUGUGGCGUGCACCGGCUUAGUUGCUCCUCGGCAUGUGGGAUCUUCCUAGAUCAGGGCUCGAACCCGUGUCGCCUGCAUUGGCAGGUGGAUUCUUAGCCACUGCGCCACCAGGGAAGCCCCCCAGCCUCCCCACUUAACUGGUACUUUGGCCGAGUGACUUUACUCCCCUGUGUCUUGGUUUCAUCAUCUGUACACCAGGGAUGACAAUAAUAGACUCGAAACUCCGAGGGUUAUGGGGAUUUAAUGAAUAUUGCUAAAGUAAGCUGAGCUACAUGAGUGUUUGUUAAAUAAAUAAAAGCUGUUUACUGUUAGGGAACAAUCAGUGCAAACUGGGCAUGUGAGCCUGGGAUGUGGUACAGCUGGACUCAGCCGUUCUUCUCUGGAGGCCAUAGAGCAAGAACUGUGUCCUUUUAAAGUCACAGCUGUUGUGAAAAGAUGCUGAAAAGGGGCACUGGCCAAUUGCAGGACAGUAGCUAGGCCUCAAAAUCAAGGCCUCCCAGGAAGGAUGACUUGGAACAGUUUAGCCUGCAGAUGAGAGGGCAAGUAUGGUGGUGCUCAAUGUACAUAGAUAAAGGCAGGCAUAAAAAUGGUUCUUAUUUUGAGGAUAAAAGUGGGGACAGGAGUUGGACGUUUCAGUGGGGACAGCUUCUGACCCACUAUCAGGAAGACAUUGCCCCACCAAGGCUGGCUGACCCUUCUUGUCCGGGGUGCUGUAGGGUACUUCUCAAUUAAGGUAGAGAGUUAGACGAGAUGAAACAUACAAGGGCUCUCCCAUAUCGAAUACUCCUGGACUCUAAUAUUUCUGUUGGCUUUGAGAUUUGACUGCUGAUACGUGUGGUAGGAACGAAGCCAUUGCUUUUAAAGUUCCAAAAUUUGAAGCUUGCCAAGAACUCUCUAAGAGUGUCUGCCCAGAUUUCCUGGGCCACCUCCUGAUGGAUUGCUCAGCAGCCUGUCUUUACUCUAAACCUCCCCCACCUCCAUGGAUUAUGAAACACGGGUUGGUGGUGACAGCCCCUGGCAAGGUCAUAGAAAGGCAUUAUUUAUCUGAGUGCUGUCAUUGCUCAAGAACCUGAAGACAGACCUCCAGACCCUCUUGAUAUCGGCACUGGUUGCCUUCAAAACUUCCAAAGGGCCAUCCAGACUUGACCCCUAGUUUGCCCAGAAUGCAAUGGCAUCUGGAUUUCAUUUCGAUGGCUUGACAGUCUAUGAAGUCAUUUCCAAGAGGGGCCUUCUUAUCUGCCUCAACCAAAACAAGCAUGUUCAGUCCUGGUUCUGAGGUAAUUAAAGUUCAUUAGGCUUUGGAAGUACAUUACAGCAUGACCUGUUAUACAUGAAUUCAGAUCGGCCAUGGUUCAAAUCAAGCUCUCUCUCCCCACCACCAUCUACGUGGCCAACCAUGGAACAGACUGGAAGCAAACUCCCUGGAGGCAACAAACAGUGCCUACGUGACCCCUUAUCUGGGGAAUAGUAACAGAGGGGAUUCGCAAAUCUCAAUAGAACAGGGGCUGCAAACUCAGAUGCCUUCAGGACCUGGGGAGGCAAUAGGAAGGAGGCAAUUUGGCCAGCUGUGGACAGGCAAAUGUGUGACAACCGCUGUGUAGUUCAGCCAAGUGUCGCACGCCGAAAGGGAAGAUCAGUAUUACCAGAUUGUCUGAUUUUUCUAAGAGAAUGUGGAAUCCUGGAUUUGCAUGUAAAAAUAGUUUUUUAAUGUUGGCAACUAAUUUGAAUACCAGUUUGGAAUUUUGUUUUUUUGGAAUAUCAGUUUGUCCUUGGAAUGCCAAUUUGUUUUGGAAUGCCAUAUUGUCAUUUUUGCACGUAGAAAGUUACUCAGUGCUGAGGACCUGUGACAGGAGUUUGCACAGCUGACCACAGUCUGAAGAAGACCACACCCCUGUUCAAAGAAGACUCUAUUAGCCUCAGAUCAGAGCCUGCAAGUACCUUCAAGUUAAUCCAGUCCGACUACUUACAGCCUGCUGUAGAGACAGGAGCACUGGCCAGAGAGUGGAGAGCCCAGGUUCUGGUCCCAGCCCUGUCACUGAUUCCCUGUGUGACCUUGGGAAAGUCUCUGUCCUUCUCUGGCCUCGGUUUCCCCUUCUGGAAUUGGCCCAGAAUAUCUCAGGUCCCUGCCAACUCAGAUGGUCUAGAACUCUGCCUGAGAGGAACCCCAAAUUGAGAAUCCUCAAAAACAGGGCUUGUUCUUAAUUUGGGGUGAAAUGGCUAUUUUCAGGACCGGUUGUGCAUCUUUGGAACCAGUAGUUCCAGAGCUAAGAAAAGAAUUUACCGGAAAGGAGGCUUUGCCAGCAGCUUCUGGAGUUUUUGUGCCAAGAUCUUAGGGCUGAUGGAGGUGAUCAGUUAGCAUUCGUCAAGUGCCAAUGGUGAAGGUAAGUGGGGCUUAUGACAGAUGGGAAAUGGCAGGUGAGGGGGUCACACAGAGGCCUGGCUUCUUGUCCUGUUCUCACUCACUCUGCAUCCCGGGAAGUCCUUCUCUGUCCCUGUGUUUCCGUUUCCUCUGAGGAAAUUGUCUGGCUGGUUUCUGAGCCCCCUUUGAGCCCUGGAGUUCUGUGAUUCUAACAAAUUAUGUUUCAGAGUUAUAGUUUUAUCAUCUUCCCAAGGACUUUAAUUUUUUUUUAAUUCAACAGGUGUUUCUUAAGCACCCCCUGGUGAUAGGCACUAUGGAUGCAGCUAGCAAAACCAGAAACAAUCCCUGUCCUCAUGGCACUUAGAGUCUUGGGGGGAGACAGACAGCAACCAAUCAGGUAAAGGCACAGUGGGCCCGGCAAAGUGCUAUGACCAGAGGAUGAAUUUUCAACAGGUGACGUGAACCUGGGUUGCGGCAUCUUCCAGAGCUCACGGCCCCCGGUUUGCCAUGUUGAGAGUCCAGAGGGAGGUGCCGAGGGGCUACCCCAAUCCACAGAGACCACCAAUAAUCGCAUACAACAUGUAUGCAGCACCUUCUGGAUGAUGAGCCCUUACAUUCACCAUCUCGUUUAAUCCUCACAAUAACCCUACGAAAGUAGGAAGGCCUAUUAGCCCCAUUUUGCAGGUGAGAAAACCAAGGCUCAAGGUCAGGUAGCUAGAGAGCACAGGACUGACCCAGGUCUGCAUGCUUAUGUGCUCUACCUCCUGGGCCCCUCUGGUGAGGAUUAUGGAUGGUGGCUGGGUGGUAUGGGGGAGCUGCUUUGGGGGAUAAGGUGGCAAAGCUGAGAAGUCCAGGCCCUCCAUCCCUGCUCCAGUGAAAGCAGCUGCACUGUUCCGUGUUGUGCCUUUGUGUUGUGCCUUUAAGGGACUAUGUUAAAUUUCACUGGAAAAACAGUUACAAAAACCAAACCAAACCAAACCAAACCAGAUGGCAUGGUGUUUCAGAGUGUGUGGCCUGAACUGAGAAAGUCCCAGUCCCAAGUCCCCACUUAGUGACCUGGGGAGCUAAUAAUAGGUCCUACCUCAUGGGGACUCAUGGGGGAUUCCAUGAAUCAAGCCCGUAAAGCCUUAGCACGGUGCUGGGAACCGAGUAAAUACUCAGUGGGGUGCUAUUUGCAAGGAAAGAUUUGCCUUUAUCAAAGGGGUCUGUUGUUGGAAAAAAACCAUGACUCUAGGCAGCGGGGAGACUUUGAAGGCUUUGAACAGGGUGAACCCACUCAAGUUUGUGCUUGUGGAGAAGCCCCUAGGCCGGCACCUACAGCCAUCGGGGGAGCUGUUCCGUUUGCCACAGAACUUGAACUUGGUAGAUAAGUCUGGUGGGGCCGGGGGCGGGGGCAGGAGGCAGGGCAAGAGAAAUGCCGUUGUGGGUUUUCUCUGAAAGGAAAGCCUAGGAGAAGGAAGUGGACAGCGAUAAGAUUAGGGAUUGUUACAACAUGUUCUGGAGCCAUAAAUCCUGGUUUAUUUUACCCACUUUACCGAAGGAUUAAGUUGAUUCUGAGAGGAACCAGAAGAAAGGAGAGAGGCUGCCUCCCAGGGACAAGUGUGAGAAGAGCUGAGGUCCAGCCUGGGGAGAACCAGCCUCUCACUCUGAGCCCAGUUUCUUUCUCCAGCACCCCUGGACGCAGCCCAUCCUGUCCCUGCUUGAACCCUUCCAGUGACGGGAAGCUCACUCACACACAGGGUAUCCUGUUCCGACAGGUUUAUCUCUGAACGUUCAGAAGACCUUCUUGUCCCCCAAGUGCAGAUCUUCCCCCCAGUAGCUUCUUUCAAUAAUUCAGUGGGUGAUUAUAUGGAAACAUAUUUUUAAUAUGUUUAUUUUGAAUCCAAUAAAAAUGCUAAAUUUUCUUGUUAAUUUAGAUAACAUAGUUGUAGAUCAUUUGGGGUUUCUCUAUAUAUACUAAUUAUAGCACCUUUGAAAGAUGACUUUUAUUUCUUUUCCAACUCUUACAUCUUUUAUUUCUUUUUCUCGCCUCACUGCACUGGAUAAGACUGCCAGUAAAAUGUUGAAUAAAAUGGGUGCAGUGGGCAUCCUUGACGUCCUGAUCUCAAAAGGAAAAGCUUGCAAUAUUUUACCAUUAAUUAUGGUAGCCACAGACAUAAUCUUUAUCAAGUUAUGGUAAUUCCCUUCUGUUCAUAAUGUUGUAGAUUAUCAUUUUUUUUAGUUUUAAAAUCAUGACUAAAUAUAAAUUUUUUAUCAAAUGGUUCUCUGCGUGUAGUUUUUGUCCUUUAAUCAGUUUCUGUGCUGAAUUGUAUGAAUAGAUUUUCUAUUGUUAAAUCAACCUUGUGUUCCUGGGAUUAGCCCACUUUUGUGGUAUCCUUUUAUAUAGUGAUUUAUGUGGCUAACACUUUAUUAAGGAGUUUUCAUUUAUAUUUAUGAGUAAAAUUGGCCUGUAACUUUCUUUUCUUGCUGUAUCCUUUUGCUGUUUUGGUAGGCAGGUUAUGUUACUCUCAUAAAUGAAUUGGGGAUUAUUUACUGUUUCUCUGUUCUCUAGAAGACUAAAAUUGUUUCUUCUUUGAAUGUUGGAUAGAACUGGCCAGUGAAACCAUCUAGACUUAAAGUUUUCUUAAUGAAAGGGAUUUUCAGUGUUCUUAAUUAUUAGAGGACUCUCUAGGUUUUCUAUUUUGUCUUGAGUCAAAAUUGGUAUAUUACACCUUUCCAGGUUGUCCGUUUCAUUUAAACUUUCAAAUGUAUUGACUCAAAGUUGUUCAGAAUACCCUCGUUUUUCUUUAAUGCUGGCAGCGUCUGUAGUGAUGUCUCACUUUUUAUUCCUAAUAUUGCUUUCUUGGUGCCAGUUCUGUUUUUCUCUAGACCAAUUUCCUUCAGGGGUCUAUCAAUUUUACUACCUUUUCAAAGAACUGUCUUUUGGCUCUGUUUUAAUCUUUGCUUUCUUAUUUUAUUAUUUUCUGUUCAUGCCUUUAUUAUUUACUUCUUCCUACUUUUAUUGAAUUUGUCUUGACAUUCCUUUUUUUUUGGCUGCGUUCUGUCUUAAUUGCUGCGCGCAGGCUUUUCUCUAGUUGGAGCAAGUGGGGGGCUACUCUUCAUUGUAGCUCGCGGGCUUCUCAUUAUGGUGGCUUUGCCCAUUGUGGAGCAUGGGCUCUAGCUGUGGGGGCUUUAGUAGUUGUGCCUCGUGGGCUCUAGAGCACAGGCUUAGGAGUUGUGGUGCAUGGGCUUAGUUGCUCUGUGGCACGUGGGAUCUUCCCAGACCAGGGAUCGAACCCGUGUCCCCUGCAUUGGCGGGCAGAUUCCCAACCAUUGCACCACCAGGGAAGUCCCAUGCCUUGACAUUCUUUUUACAACUUCUUGGAGUCGAUGUUUAUUUUAUCAAUUUUCAGCUUCUUUUCUUCUCUGACAUAUGUAUCUAAGACUAUAAAUUUCCCUCUAUGUACUGAUUUACCUACACUCACAAAUCUUUAUAUGAAUUAAUUUGCUAUCAGUUCAUUCAAAAUAUUUUUUAGCUUCCUUUAUCAGUUCUUCUUUAACCCAUAGGUUAUUUAGAAGUGUAUUUAAAAUUUUCCUAGCAUAUGGAAAUUUCUAAUUAUCUCUUAUUAUUGAUUUAUACCUUAGUUAUAAGAAAUAGCUGGUUAGCUAAUAUGCUCUAUAUGAUUUUGGUUCUUUGAAAUUUGGUGAGACUGGCUUUAUAGCCCAGGUUAUAGUCAAAUUUUGUAAAUUGUCUUAUGUGUCUGAAAAUAAGGUGUUGGACACAGAGUUAUCUAUGUAUGUCUAUUAGGUCAAGUUUUUUCACUGUUUUGUUCAAAUCCUCUGAGUAGAGACUAUAGGUUCCCGCUCCGGCCUGGUUUUCCUCUCUUUUCUGGAGACAUAGGCAGACUACACUUCUCAGUAUACUUAGAGAUGGGAGAGAAUGUGUGACCAGUUCUAGCUAAAGAGAUGUGAAUGAAAAUGAUAUGUGUAACUUCUGAGCCAAGGCAAUUAAGAGCCAGUGUGCUUCCUCCACACUUUCUCUUCUUUAGAAGCAUCUGUGAGAACUACAGAGUGAGAUGGCAGAGGCAUGUGAUGAGAGCAGACUGGAUCUCUGGGUCACUCCUUGGAGGAGAACUGUCCUGAGAAUUGCCUGACUUCACUGGACUUUGUGUGACUGACAAAUAAACCUUUGUUGAACCAA